AUGCUGCACGCACUGUCCUGCACCAAGCGGCGGGGCGGUUCUGCUCUGUACUGGCCUCUCCACAUGUUCCUGCUGGAGAUGCUGACACCAGGAGUUCUGCCCAGCAUCUCCAGAUUACCGCCUUCAGCCAAGCGUGAGAUCAUCAUCGACGGGGACUUGGUGAUCGGAGCCUUGUUCCCCGUGCAUGAAAAAGGCGACGGGAUGGAGGACUGUGGGAAGAUCAACGAGGAGCGAGGGAUCCAGAGAUUGGAGGCCAUGCUGCUGGCGCUGGAUGAGAUCAACUCCAGUGAUCACAUCCUUCCUGGACUCGAGCUGGGCGCCCACAUCCUGGACACCUGCUCCAAGGACACAUACGCUCUGGAGCAGUCUCUAGAUUUUGUCCGGGCCUCCCUCACCAAGGUGCACGAUCCAGGCUUCAUCUGCCCUGACGGCUCCAGACCCGUCCAAAACGAGGUGCCGCUGGCCAUUUCUGGAGUUAUUGGAGGAUCCUACAGUGACGUCUCGAUUCAGGUGGCCAACCUCCUGCGUUUGUUCCAAAUACCUCAGAUCAGCUAUGCAUCCACUAGUGCAAAGCUCAGUGACAAAACCCGCUAUGACUAUUUCGCCCGGACUGUACCCCCAGACUUCUACCAGGCCAAGGCCAUGGCUGAGAUCCUGCAUUACUUCAACUGGACAUAUGUGUCGACAGUAGCAUCAGAAGGCGACUACGGUGAGACUGGCAUUGAUGCCUUCCAGCAGGAGGCCCGCAGUCGCCAGAUCUGCAUUGCAACGUCAGCUAAAGUGAGCCGUUCCAUGAAUCGCCAGGGCUAUGAGAACGUGAUCCGCUCUCUGCAGCAAAAGUCUAAUGCCAAGGUGGUAAUCCUGUUCACCCGCAGCGAGGACGCCCGUGAACUGCUGGUUGCCGCAGCUCGAAUGAACGUCAGCUUCACCUGGGUGGCCAGCGAUGGAUGGGGGGCGCAGGAGAGUGUGGCGAGGGGCAGUGAAAGUGCAGCCAAUGGGGCAUUUACCAUAGAGUUGGCCUCCUAUCGAAUCAGAGAGUUUGAAGAUUACUUUACCAAGCUGAACCCAUAUACCAACACAAGAAACCCAUGGUUUAGGGAGUUCUGGGAACACCGGUUUAACUGCAACCUUCAAGAGCCCGGCUGCAGUGAACACAACUUAAGAGACGGGAUUUUUGAGCAGGAGUCCAAAAUUAUGUUUGUGGUGAACGCUGUCUAUGCCAUGGCCUAUGCUCUGCACAACAUGAGGCAAGCAGUGUGCUCCAACACAUCCAAGGUCUGUGAUGCCAUGAAACCGGGCAAUGGCAAAAGAUUCUACAAGGAGUUCAUUUUGAAGACCAAGUUUGAAGCUCCUUUCAGACCUGCCGACACAGAGAGCAUGGUGCGUUUUGACUCUGUAGGUGACAGCAUCAGCCGUUACAACAUCUUUCAUUACCACAAAGAAGAGGGCAAGUUUACCUACAAGAAAGUUGGCUACUGGGACCAGAUCUUGACCCUGAACACCUCUCUGGUACCCUGGCGUGGCCUCGUCCCUCCGACCUCUCAGUGUAGCGACCCCUGCAGGAAGAACGAGAUAAAGAGCAUGCAGCCUGGAGAUGUGUGCUGCUGGAUCUGUAUUCCAUGUCAGCCCUACCAGUAUCUGCAGGAUGAGUUCACCUGUGCUGACUGCAGCUUCGGUCAGUGGCCGCUGGCCAACUUAACUGGCUGUUACGAUCUACCUGAAGAAUACAUCCGCUGGGAGGACGCCUGGGCUAUUGGGCCUGUUACCAUCUCUAUUCUUGGCAUCCUGUGCACCCUGACCAUAGUGGGUGUGUUCUUGAAGCACAACGAAACACCUGUGGUCAAAGCAAGUGGGCGCGAGCUCUCCUACAUCCUCUUGAUGGGAGUGCUGAUGUGCUACAGCAUCACUUUCAUCUACAUUGCCAAACCUUCCACUGCUGUUUGCACGCUCCGCAGGCUGGGCCUGGGCACCUCCUUCGCUGUGUGUUACUCCGCGCUGCUCACCAAGACCAACCGCAUCGCUCGGAUCUUCAGUGGGGUAAAGGACGGAGCCCAGCGGCCACGCUUCAUCAGCCCAGCCUCCCAGUUAGCAAUAUGUGGUGCUCUUAUCUCCUGCCAACUGCUGGUGGCCGUUAUUUGGCUGCUGGUGGAAGUACCAGGGGUUCGGAAGGAGGUGAGCCCAGAAAGGAGGAAUGUGGUUACCCUCAAGUGCAACAGCAGGGACACCAGUAUGCUUGUGUCGCUCACCUACAACUGCGUCCUCAUCAUCCUCUGCACGGUCUACGCUUUCAAGACCAGAAAGUGUCCCGAAAACUUCAACGAGGCCAAGUUCAUUGGUUUUACCAUGUACACCACCUGCAUCAUCUGGCUCGCCUUUCAGCCCAUUUUCUACGUCACAGCCAGUGACUACAGGGUUCAGACCACCACUAUGUGCAUCUCCGUCAGUCUGAGUGGUUCUGUGGUUCUUGGCUGCCUGUUUGCCCCCAAAAUCCACAUCAUCCUGUUCCAACCCCAGAAAAACGUGGCCUCACUCAGAGUCACAGCGAGUCGCUUCAGCGCCACAGUAUCCACUUCAGCCUCUGCUCCCAGCUCCAGCUUCUCUAAAGGAUCAGCCUCCAACUACGUGCCAGCAGUGUGUAAUGGCCGCGAGGUGGUGGACUCCACAACGUCCUCUUUGUGAAAAAGUUUCCUCUGUAAGCACAAAAGACCCCCCACCAUCAGUCAUCCUUCCAUCAAACAGGACCCUGAGUGAUGGACUGACCUCCCCCCACAUCAUCUCAUGUUGCAGAUAACUGUCAGGGUCAAGUGACCGGCAGCAGCAAACAUA
Molecule: messenger RNA, 2826 nt
Organism: Nematolebias whitei (Rio pearlfish)
Lineage: Eukaryota; Metazoa; Chordata; Actinopteri; Cyprinodontiformes; Rivulidae
Gene: grm2b
Product: glutamate receptor, metabotropic 2b
Exons: 5
Coding region: 1-2679 (892 amino acids)
Biological process (GO): G protein-coupled glutamate receptor signaling pathway; regulation of synaptic transmission, glutamatergic
Cellular component (GO): membrane
Molecular function (GO): group II metabotropic glutamate receptor activity
Source: RefSeq, a predicted model, not a curated record